AUGAAAAUCAAAACAUCGAUCGCCAAUGGUGAAAUCGUAAUUCCUCAUCAAAAAUUUCAUAAUUGUGAGAUACCUGAAUGCCUUACGAUAGCAAAAAAUUAUUUUGCGUUGACAACGAUUUUGAAUAACACUACUAAGCCUGUUACAUUAAAUUUUUCUCAGCCGAUUUCAAGAAAACGCUAUAACGCGUUAACAGAGAUUGCGAUAGUUCCCAGGAAUCAUAGGAAUCCAUGGUACGAUAACGUUGAAGAAUUUAGAAAAUAACCUAGGGUUGAUACCCAUGAAAUUAGGGACCGCCAAAAUCACAAAAAAUUGUCACUCAAUACUGUAUUUUUACGACGUCAAUUUAAUAAUCACUGAAGUUAAUGACCUUAAGAAAAAACCGAAUAUGUUGCGAAAUUAUCCAGGAAAUAUAUUGAGCACUAUAAACACUCAGCAAAUUACCUCAAUGUUUUGUAUUUCUUAGAAAGAAAAGUAGACGGAAAGCUAAAUGACAUUUUUCCCUCUACUUACGAAACUGUUCCAUCAUUCUCUGUUAGAAUAAAAAGAGGAUUAAUAAACGGCUUAGGUUCAAUUUUCAAAGCAAUCACAGGAAACCUGGAUGCUUCAGAUGGUGAACAAUUCGAGUCUCUAAUAAGCGAUUUGCAGAAUAAUCAAAACAAGUUAUCAGAAGCUAUCAAUAGUCAGAGUACCUUAUCUGUCGAACUUAUCGAUAAUUUCAAUAAAACUGUAAGUCAGAUUACUCAUAACCAAAAGCUAUUGGAAGCUAAAAUAAAUCAGCUUUCAACAGCUAUGAUUAACACACAAGCCUACAUAGAAAAUGGCACUUUCUUGAGAGAUACAAUCUCAGAGAUCAUGAAUAUCUAUCAUAUCAUAAUUUCAGUACUCCAGGAUAUAGAAAACUCACUUACUUUUGCAAAAUUGGGAAUUAUGCACCCCAGUGUAAUCAAACCAAAACAUUUACUUCAAGCACUAAACUCAGUGGUAUUAAAACUAUCCACAAAGCAACUGACUUUAGAAGUUACUUUGGAUAAUAUCCCGAUUUUUGAAAAGCUCAUUAAAAUCAGAUGUUAUACAGUUGAUAGAAAAAUAACAUACAUUCUUCAAAUUCCAAUUGUUCAUACAUUCCAAUUUGAUUAUUAUCACUUACAUUCAAUUCCAACCUUUCAUACGAGUCUGUUCAAAGUAGUCAUCCCUUCUGGAAAAUAUCUUGUAAAGAAUGAGUUGUAUUUCGCUUUUGCGGGAGACGCAUGCACGGAAACGAUCGCAAAACAGUACGUUUGCAAGGAACUAGAUUUAAGAAGAAUCAAAGAAUCCAAUCCAAAGUUCAACUCCUGGUACAAAAAACUCCCACUACCCGCCGAGAAGUAGAAGCCGUAAUCACAGAGCCAGUAAUGAAGAAACUGCAUGAUUUCGGACAAUGGAUCUUGCUUAUACCCAAUGAAACCACCAUUACAUUAAGCUGCCAAGAAACAGUCAAAGUUUUGGGAUCCUACUUAGCCGAAAUUCCAGUCGGUUGUACACUGGAACUAAAUCAAGACCUGAUCGCCAAUCAAGAGCCUAUAUCGAUUGGAAGUCAGCCAAUUAUUUUUCCAAAUAUCGAUACCAAUACUUCAAUUGCUACCAAGCCGAAUGACUUCAGCCUUCAUCUACACCAGAUAGAAUUUGAUGAAGUUCACAACGUAAAAAGAAGAUUAAUAGAAAAUCGUGUUGACAUCCAUUCACAUAAGGUAUCGCACAUUCCCAGGUGUUGGACAAUCCUGUUGUAUGGAGUACUGCUGCUGCUACUUUGCUGUUUGGCUACAAGAAGAUCAUUCCGAAGAUUUUUACUAAGCCGAAGAAACCACAAAGAACCCCUAUUGAAGAAGUUGAUCUUUCCAAUGUGCAACUUCCUCGUUAACCCUCGAAGUUGCAGCUACAAGAGGAGGCGUUAUAGUACAGAAAUUUACCCCUACCACUAAAGAAGAGGAUCGAGUUUCCCUGGAUCAGCGCUUUGCCUUAUCCAGUCUUAUUUUAUUGUAUUCAGAGUUAGUCAGUCUGUUGUUAGCGCUCAUACUAUAUACAUCAAUAGAAUUGUAUUUUUGAUAAUCAAGAAUAAAUCUUUUUAAUAAGCAAGUAGACUGACCGGUCAGAUAAUUCGCGUCAAAGGUCGUUACAACGUUGGAAGCAUGGUUCGUUACUCUCCCACACGAGAUGUCAUGUGUUUGAUGGUUUUAGGUUAGAACCAGUAGCGGCGAAAAACAUUAUUUAUUUGAUUGCUGUGAUUGUGGUGAAGUAGUGGUAUGUGGGAAGUAUUUUGAUUUGAAUACCUACCUCUUCAUAAUAAUGUAUGUUCCUUAACUAACUUUUAACGAGAAUGGAUUAAAUCAGUAUACAUACAAACUAUAGGCUGCCAUAACAACACUUUUUUCAUAUUGCUAUUUUGUACGUUUUGCAGGUGAGUUAUGGCUGACCUUAUGAUUUGUAUUUUAGUAAAUUAUAAA
Molecule: messenger RNA, 2483 nt
Organism: Acanthoscelides obtectus
Lineage: Eukaryota; Metazoa; Arthropoda; Insecta; Coleoptera; Chrysomelidae
Source: the annotation of a GenBank genome assembly